AUGGCGAGCAACGACCUCCGCGCCCAAGGCAACGACGCGUUCGAGGCCAAGCGCUACGACGAAGCCGAGGCGCUGUACGCCAAAGCAAUUCUGCAAGACCCGCGCCAACACGCGCUCUUUGGCAACCGGUCGGCCGCCCGCUUCCACCUGCAAAAGUUUGACGACGCCUUGCGCGACGCCGAAGCAGCCAUUGCGCUCGAUCCGCAGUGGGCCAAGGGGUAUUUUCGGCAAGGCCAAGCGCUCGAGGCGUUGGGCCAUGUCCGCCGCGCGCAAACCGCGUACGAGCACGCUGCCAAGCUCGGCAGUAAGACGCGCGAGGUGCAAGCCAAGAUUGCGUCGACAAAAAAGCUCGCCGACAAGAUUGACCGCGAGAAAACGAUUCGGACGCGGGAUGAGUGGACGCAAGUGUACGCGCACUUGUCGGACACCAAGAUGCGCCUCGGUCUCCUCGUGCUCUUUUGGAACCAGUCGAGCAAGCCGGAACGGUUUGCGUUCUUCAUGCGGUUCCUCGAGCUCCUUGCGGGGGCCAGUGCCCCGAGCCGUAUCUCGAAGUAUUCGUCCAAUGACAUGGAGCCUAUCCCGGCUGUCAACUACGAAGAGCUUUCGAUUCCCACGCCCUGGACGACGUAUUUCGAGCGUCUGGACCUUGCCAAGAAGGCGGAAAUGAUGCAAGACAUGUACCUUCUCGCGACGCCGUCCGAGCAAACCACGAUUGUCAACGACAUGAAGUACCUCAUGCACGAGCUCUCUGGUCGAGUCCAGAGCAACGAUAGAGACGACGACGACGACAAUGAAAUGUAA
Molecule: messenger RNA, 801 nt
Organism: Saprolegnia diclina VS20
Lineage: Eukaryota; Oomycota; Saprolegniomycetes; Saprolegniales; Saprolegniaceae
Exons: 8
Coding region: 1-801 (266 amino acids)
Molecular function (GO): Hsp90 protein binding
Source: RefSeq, a predicted model, not a curated record